AUGCUCGUCCUCUCCGGCUCGUCGGCUGUCACGCCCUCCAGGCGCGCCGUGCUCCUUGCGGCUCUCCAGGCUGCUGUCCCGAGCAUUACGGCGAUCGAUGCCGUGCACCUUCACCUUGUCAACCCCACCUCGGAGGCGGCGGGUGAGGUGCUCUCUACCCCCGGCUCGGCUGAGCGUGCCAUCCUCGACCAGCUCCUCGCCUACGGUGACGACGAGCGUCUCGAGUCAACCACGGCAUUCCUGGCUGCGGAGGGCAAGGGCACUGAGGGCAUUCUUGCCCUCUACGUCCUGCCCCGCGCGGGGACCAUUUCUCCCUGGUCGUCCAAGGCCACGAACAUUGCCCAGCUUUGUCGCCUUGAGAACCAGGUCCAGCGUCUGGAGCGCGGCGCGCUCUACCUCUUCUCGUCGAGCAAGCCCCUCACGCUCCCCGAGCUCGCGCCUCACCUCCACUCGAUCCACGACCGUAUGACCCAGAUUGUCUACACGUCGAUCCCCAAGGCUGAGACCGUCUUCCCUCCCUCGCACCCCACCCCGGACCCGCUUGUCACCGUCAAGAUUGUCGGUGCCGAGAACCCCCGCGAGGUUCUCGAGGAGGCCAACGUCCGUCUCGGUCUCGCCCUCUCCGAGGCUGAGAUUCCUUACCUCGUCGAGUCGUUUGUCGCGGCUGGCCGCAACCCCACCGACGCCGAGCUCUUCAUGUUCGCCCAGGUCAACUCGGAGCACUGUCGCCACAAGAUCUUCAAUGCCGAGUGGACUAUUGACGGCGCUGUCAAGGAGAACUCGCUCUUUGGCAUGAUCCGUAACACUGAGAAGGCUUGCCAGUCGGCCGGUACCAUUUCGGCCUACCACGACAACGCUGCCAUCCUCGAGGGCUACAGUGCUCCCCGCUUUGCUGUCGACGGUGCCAGCCAGGACAACAAGUACGACGCCAACCAGGAGGCCAUGCCCAUCCUCAUCAAGGUCGAGACCCACAACCACCCCACCGCCGUCUCGCCUUACCCCGGUGCCGCUACUGGUUCGGGUGGUGAGAUCCGUGACGAGGGUGCUACUGGCCGUGGCUCCAAGCCCAAGGCCGGUCUCGCCGGUUACACCGUUUCGGACCUCCUCAUCCCCGGCGCCACCCAGCCUUGGGAGAGCGAUGUUGGCCGCCCCAGCCACAUUGCCUCGGCCCUUGACAUUAUGCUCGAGGCUCCCCUCGGUGCCGCUGCCUUCAACAACGAGUUUGGCCGUCCCGCUCUUGGCGGUUACUUCCGUUCGUUCCUCAUGGAGGUCCCUUCGCCCAACGGCGAGCCCGAGUGGCGCGGUUACCACAAGCCCAUCAUGAUCGCUGGUGGUCUCGGCAUGGUCCGCCCCCAGUUCUGUCUCAAGGACAAGAUCACUCCCGGUGCCAAGGUCAUCGUCCUCGGUGGCCCUGGUAUGCUCAUUGGUCUUGGUGGCGGUGCCGCCUCGUCGAUGGCCUCGGGUGCCUCGUCUGCUGACCUCGACUUCGCCUCGGUCCAGCGCGAGAACCCCGAGAUGGAGCGUCGCUGCCAGCAGGUCAUUGACGCCUGUGUCAACCGUGGUGACCUCAACCCCAUCCAGUCGAUCCACGACGUUGGUGCCGGUGGUCUCUCGAACGCCCUUCCCGAGCUCGUCCACGACGCUGGCCUCGGUGCCAUCUUUGAGAUCCGCGACGUUCUCGUCGACGACCCCAAGAUGUCCCCCAUGGAGAUCUGGUGCAACGAGUCGCAGGAGCGUUAUGUUCUUGCCGUCUCCCCGGAGAACCUCCCCGUCUUUGAGGCUAUCGCCAAGCGUGAGCGUUGCCCCUUCGCCGUUGUCGGUAUCGCCACCGAGGAGGAGCGCCUCGUCGUUACCGAUCGCCUCCUUGGUGACAACGCCAUUGACAUUGCCAUGUCGGUCCUCUUUGGCAAGCCCCCCCGCAUGCACCGUCACGCUACCACCGUGUCGCCUCCUCGUGUUGCCUUUGACACCACCCUCAAGACCUACGCCCCCGACGCGGCUGUUGCCAGCGCCGUCGAGCGUGUCCUCCGCCUCCCCUCGGUCGGCUCGAAGCAGUUCCUCAUCACCAUCGGUGACCGUUCCAUCACUGGUCUCGUCACCCGUGACCAGAUGGUCGGCCCCUGGCAGGUCCCCGUCGCCGACGUUGCCGUCACCCGCUCGUCGUUUGGCUUUGACGUCGUUGCCGGUGAGGCCAUGGCCAUGGGCGAGCGUACUCCCCUCGCUCUCCUCUCGGCCGGUGCCUCGGCCCGCAUGGCUGUCGCCGAGUCGCUCACCAACCUGGCCGCCGCCUCGUUCGAGCUUUCCAAGGUCAAGCUCUCGGCCAACUGGAUGUCUGCUGCCAGCACCGAGGGUGAGGGCUCGCGCCUGUACGAGGCCGUCGAGGCCAUUGGUCUCGAGCUCUGCCCCGCUCUCGGCGUUGGUAUCCCCGUCGGCAAGGACUCGAUGUCCAUGUCGAUGCGCUGGCCUGGUGCCAAGGGCGAGAAGAAGGAGGUCACUGCCCCCCUUUCGUGCAUCGUCACUGCCUUUGCCCCCGUCGACAACGUCGAGCGCACUUGGACCCCUGAGCUCCGCACCGACCAGGGCGAGACUGUGCUCGUCUUUGCCGACCUUGCCCAGGGCAAGCAGCGUCUUGGUGGUUCGGCUCUUGCCCAGGUCUUCAAGCAGCUCGGUAACGAGGCUCCCGAUGUCGAGGAUGCUGCCGAGCUCAAGGCCUUCUUCAACGCCACCCACGCGCUCAAGAAGACCGACGUUGUCCUCGCCUACCACGACCGCUCGGACGGUGGUCUCUUCACUGCCGCCACCGAGAUGGCCUUUGCUGGCCGUACCGGUAUUGAGCUCGCUGUCGACGCCAUUACCACCACGGACGCUUCCGCCGCGCUCUUCAACGAGGAGCUCGGUGCCCUCUUCCAGGUCCGCACUGCCGACCUCGCUGCCUUCACCGACGCGUUCGUCAAGGCCGGCUUCCCCACCCGUAGCCUCCACUCCAUCGGCCGCGUUCUCGGCCGCGACAACCAGGCCAUCAACGUUAUCCAGGGUGGUGCGGUCAUCUUCACCUCAACCCGUGGUGAGCUCCAGCAGGCUUGGGCCGAGACCUCGUACCGCAUGCAGGCGCUCCGUGACGAGCCUACCGGCGCCAAGCAGGAGUUUGACGCCAUCCUCGACGACAAGGACACUGGUAUCCUCUACGACGUCAAGUUCCCCUUCCUUGCCGACGUUGAGCGCUCCCUCACCGCUGCCCCCAAGGUCGCCAUUCUCCGCGAGCAGGGUGUCAACGGCCACAUUGAGAUGGCUUGGUCGUUCCACGCUGCCGGCUUUGACGCCAUUGACGUGCACAUGAGCGACAUUAUCAGCGGCAAGCUCUCGCUCGCCGGUUUCGCCGGUCUCGCUGCCUGUGGUGGUUUCUCUUACGGUGACGUUCUCGGUGCCGGUUCCGGCUGGGCCCAGUCUGUCCUCCUCAACCCCACCGCGCGUGCCGAGUUUGCCGCCUUCUUCGCUCGCGAGGACACCUUUGCCCUCGGUGUCUGCAACGGUUGCCAGUUCUUCUCGCAGCUCACCGACAUUAUCCCCGGCACCGAGUCGUGGCCCAACUUCAAGUGGAACCGCUCGGAGCGCUUCGAGGGCCGUGUCGCCACCGUCGGCAUCACCGAGGCCGCCACCAACAACGUCUUCCUCCGCGGUAUGGAGGGUGCCCGUCUCCCCGUCGCCGUCGCGCACGGUGAGGGCCGCGCCUCGUUCAACACCCACGGCUCGCUCGACGGUCUCAAGUCGCAGGGCCUCAUCCCUGUCCAGUACGUCGACUCGACUGGUGCCCCCACCAUGCAGUACCCCCUCAACCCCAACGGCUCGCCCGAGGGUAUCUCGGCCAUCCAGACCCCCAACGGCCGCGUCCUCGCCAUCAUGCCCCACCCGGAGCGUGUCGUUGCCGCCGAGUCCAACUCGUGGUUCCCCGCCGACAAGCGCGCCGAGUGGAAGGGCAAGGGCCCCUGGUUCCGCAUGUUCCAGAACGCCUACGCCUUCGCCACCGCCAAGUAA
This is a messenger RNA of Apiotrichum porosum, 4032 nucleotides long. RefSeq lists its product as uncharacterized. Gene Ontology annotation, biological process: 'de novo' IMP biosynthetic process. The transcript has a single exon. Gene Ontology annotation, molecular function: phosphoribosylformylglycinamidine synthase activity. The record is from RefSeq and is a predicted model, not a curated record. The coding region runs from base 1 to 4032 and encodes 1343 amino acids. Lineage: Eukaryota; Fungi; Basidiomycota; Tremellomycetes; Trichosporonales; Trichosporonaceae.